GAUUUUCUCCGCGACAUGAAGGAGGAAAAACUUUGCGAGUGUUUGCCAGUGUGUAUUUGCCAGUUCACGGUGACAGCUGUAGCUGGCUGUGGUGUUUGAUCCACUACAAUAGUCUCGAAAUGUGGAAACUUGCCGGAAUAUGUGGGACUUUCGGAGCCCUCACUUUGGGAUCAGUAUGUUCAGCGUGGACGGCGGCCGUUGUCGCAUUUGUUGUCUACGUUGCGACGGGAGGAUGGAGAUUCCUCAGGAUUUUGAUCUUCACAAGCAAACGUGACUUAACGGGUCUUGUGAGGCUGAUCAAAACGAGUUUGUAUUUCAAGUAUUGUUUGAAGAACAAUAGGACCAUCCCGAAGAUCUUUGACAAGACCGUGGAGAAGCAUGCGGACAAAGUCUGCUUCAUCAUGGAGCACAGCAGGUGGACUUUCAGACAGGUUGACGAGUUCACGAAUCGCGUCGCCAACUGCUUCCUGGAGCAGGGACUCAAACCGGGUGACGAAGUUGCUGUGUUCAUGGAUUCUCGGCCCGAGUUCGUGAUGACCUGGUUGGGCCUCUCCAGGAUAGGCGUUGUAUCUGCGCUAGUCAAUACGAAUCUCAAGUCUGAUCCCCUCAUCCACUCUCUCACCUGCAUCAAUGCCAAAGCAAUCAUCUUUGGCGCGGAACAAGCAAAUGCAAUGAAAGACAUUGCACCUGCGCUCAUGACCAAGGGUGAAUUCAAGUACUACUUCUAUGGCAAAUGUGAUUCUUCUCCUCUGCCUGCUACCUGCUUAGAUGAACUGCUCAAGGACAGCUCUCAACUUCGACCAGAGAUCGAUUUUAGGGGAAGCAUCCAUGAUCGUCUCGUGUACAUCUACACAUCAGGUACGACUGGUCUUCCAAAGGCAGCUGUGAUCAAGCACAGCAGGUACAUUUCUAUGGCAUCAGCAGCAAAGUAUAUGAUGCCUAUCUAUGGCGAAGAUAUUAUCUACAGUGCCUUGCCCCUCUACCACACAGCUGGAGGAGUUCUAGCAGUGGGGCAAGCCAUCAUGUAUGGCAAUACUGUUGCGAUCAGACCAAAGUUUUCGGCAUCUAGGUUCUGGGACGACUGCAUCAAAUAUGACUGCACUGUGACUCAGUACAUCGGCGAGAUAUGCCGUUACCUCCUCGCACAGCCAUCACGUCCUCAGGAGAAGCGCCACAAGAUUAGGAUGAUGUUCGGCAACGGGCUUCGCCCACAGAUUUGGUCAGAGUUUGCAGAGCGAUUCGGCGUCAAGGACAUUCGAGAGCUGUACGGUUCAACUGAAGGAAAUGCACAUGUCUUAAACAUCGACAACAAGGUUGGAUCUGUUGGCUUUGUGUCCCGAAUCUCAAGCAACGUGCAUCCCGUCAAGUUGAUCCGAGUGGACGAAAACACGGGAGAGCCCAUUCGCAAUGAGAAAGGACUCUGUAUUCCGUGCGAGCCAGAUGAAGUAGGUGAGCUUGUUGGCCGCAUCGUGAGGGAUGACCACAUCCAUUCUUUUGAUGGCUAUGCCAACCCUAAUGCCACAAAGAAGAAGGUGUACAAAGACGUCUUCAAGAAGGGCGACACAGCUUUUGCAUCAGGUGAUCUCCUGGUGAUGGAUGAAUUCGGGUACCUGUUUUUCAAAGAUCGUACGGGAGACACUUUUCGCUGGAAGGGAGAGAAUGUUUCAACCUCUGAGGUUGAAGGCGUAAUCAUCCGUAUUGUAGGGCUGACAGACUGUGCUGUGUAUGGUGUCGAAGUUCCAGGUUCUGAAGGAAAAGCAGGAAUGGCUGCCAUCUGUGACCCAGAACAUAAGACUGACCUCCCACACUUCCUCACGGAGGCCAAGAAAUCUCUCCCCGGCUAUGCCAUUCCACUUUUCAUCCGUUUUGUCAGUGACAUCGAAGCCACAGGUACCUACAAAAUCAAGAAAGUUGAGCUACAGAAAGAGCAGUUCAACAUCGACAUCAUCAAGGACCCGAUCUUCUUCCUUGACCUCACAGUCAAUGAAUACGUCCCGCUCGACAGAGUGCUCUACGAGAAGAUAAUGAACGGUCAGGCCAGAGUGUAAUUGGUCACUCCUGCACAUAGCUGAUGCAGUAUAAGGAAUGGACUGGAUGGAUCACAACAUCACUUUGAAGCCAUUCAGGAACAUCACUCAUUGUUGCUGCAUUGUUGCAGCGAGUCACAUCGGGCAUCUGCAAAUUUUUUAAUCACCUGGAUGUGCUCUAGUGCACAUGCACUCUAGGUGCAUAUACAGUUUCUUCCAGCAUCGAGAAGCACAUUCCAAGGUGCACUAUGUGUCCAUGACCGUGUACCUGCUUCAGUGAGAACUGUUGAUGAAGCACAUUCACCAGCUUUUUACGGGAAGAGAGCAAAGUGUUCGGGAACUUUUAACAAUGAUUUUCCGAGGUGUUUACCCUGUUUGUGUGGCAAAAUUAUCUGCGUCACUUUUAGCUUUUAUCCUGCUGAGCAUCAUUAUUAUUUUUUUUCUUUUUCGUUCAUCAGAAAACAAAUCUCUUCAUAGUGAGCGUACGUGAUGCUCUUUUUUGUGGUCUGUUUGGUCACAAAGCUAAGUUCGAUAAAUUUACCAGUGUCGCAACGAAUUGCUGUGAGAACUCGUUUUGCACACGUAGCAGAAGACCCCGUACGUUUAGCUGCGGUAGUGAAACCACACAUUGUUGCCGCUAUUGUUGUUGUUUGGAACGUGGUUACGUUGAUCUUGAUGCAGGGGAUAACGGCGUACAAUUGUGAAAAGCAUAGUGCCUGCAUUUUAUCAUUUUGUGUUUAUUUCACAAUGUAAAGUAGAGAAAGAAAGGUAAUAAUGUACAUACAACUACCACUGUAAUUUUUUUUACUGUGAUACUAAGCAAGUUCAGAAUCAAUGCGUCUAUUGCAGAUUCUGAGUGUACUUCAUUGUAUAAAUAAAUGGUGUCAUCGAGGUAUCA
Ornithodoros turicata is the source of this 2925-nucleotide messenger RNA. Its product is annotated as long-chain fatty acid transport protein 4-like. The transcript is spliced from 12 exons. NCBI's taxonomy places the organism in Eukaryota, Metazoa, Arthropoda, Arachnida, Ixodida, Argasidae. Gene Ontology annotation, molecular function: long-chain fatty acid-CoA ligase activity; long-chain fatty acid transmembrane transporter activity. The record is from RefSeq and is a predicted model, not a curated record. The coding region runs from base 120 to 2048 and encodes 642 amino acids. Gene Ontology annotation, biological process: triglyceride homeostasis. Gene Ontology annotation, cellular component: endoplasmic reticulum.